This is a messenger RNA of Calypte anna (Anna's hummingbird), 579 nucleotides long. Its product is annotated as rho GTPase-activating protein 32-like. Gene Ontology annotation, cellular component: Golgi apparatus; cell cortex; nucleoplasm. Gene Ontology annotation, molecular function: GTPase activator activity. NCBI's taxonomy places the organism in Eukaryota, Metazoa, Chordata, Aves, Apodiformes, Trochilidae. The transcript has 7 exons. The record is from RefSeq and is a predicted model, not a curated record. Gene Ontology annotation, biological process: small GTPase-mediated signal transduction. Bases 116 to 550 code for a protein of 144 amino acids.
GCCCCCGUCGACUGCUCACCUGCGGCGGCGGCGGCCGCCAUGUCGGCGGGACGCGGCUGGUAGGCGGCAGCUGGGACGCCCCCCGGGCUCCAGCCCCUGCUGUGGUGGAGCGAGAAUGAUGAAGUCCUCCAUACAUACAGAAGAAGAUGACUUUGUGCCAGAGCUUCAGAGAAGCAUCCAUCCCAGAGAGAGGCCAGACUGGGAGGAGACUCUCAGUGCUAUGGCAAGAGGUGCAGAUAUCCCUGACCUCCCAGGGGAGCUGCCACUCCGGACCUGUGGCAGCACAGCAAGUAUGAAAGUGAAGAAUGUAAAAAAAUACAUCAACCCGGGACUGAUGGGCUGUGAUGCCUUUCACAGGUUAUCCUUUACCAAGGGUCACUUCCCGAAGAUGGCUGAAUGUGCACAUUUCCAUUAUGAAAACGUGGACUUUGGCAACAUACAGCUUUCACUCCCGGAGGAACAGAAUGAAGUAACCAGAAACGGCUGUGAAUCCAAGGAACUGGUGUACCUGGUGCAGAUCUCUUGUCAGACUUUGUGGCUUACCUUUUAAAAAGACUCCAUCAGCAUAUUAGAUACUAC